Molecule: messenger RNA, 1519 nt
Organism: Colletotrichum navitas
Lineage: Eukaryota; Fungi; Ascomycota; Sordariomycetes; Glomerellales; Glomerellaceae
Exons: 2
Coding region: 171-1160 (329 amino acids)
Source: RefSeq, a predicted model, not a curated record
CUUUUUGGAAAUUCCUCUCAUCCCAUCGAGACGAUCGAGACGGAGGAUUAAUUAAUACGACGACGGGUUGCUUUGGAAAAGGGAAUAAGACUAUUCCCAUGCCUUAUUACCGGCAACGUCUAUGCCCCCCGGACACAUGAAGCAUCACCACUCGCAAGACGCUCAGAACAAUGCUCGGAACAAUUCAGCGGACAUGGUUAUCUGCCUUCGCGGCGACAACCCUCCUCCUUGCAUCGAUAACAUCCGCCGCCGUCCAGCCCCGGCAAGGUGACAUCCCCGUCAACGACUGGAUCACCAUCGACUCCAGCGGCCGCGCCCGAACCAUCACGCCCUCCGUCGUCACCAGCAACGGUGCACUCACAACCGUUAGCCCGCCGCCGUACUCGUUGACCGGGUCCGUCUACACCGUCACCGCGACCACCGGCGGACUCACGACGAGCACUGGCGCGCCACCGCCGCCAAAAGCCAGCAACGAGCUUGGUUACGGUGGUGUUUUCCCGGUCUGCAAUAACAGAGUGGGCAAUGACUCGCCGUUCUGUUUCCCAAGACGGGGUAACACUCUGCACGUGGAAUCAACGUACUACAUUACUUGGGACACGACCUUUUUCGCAGAUCCCGCCACGCCCAUUGUGAUUAUCGGCUUCGACGUUGAUAACGGCGUCACCGACAGCGCACCCGCCUUCUCUGUGACGAACCUUACCGGUGGCGAUGGCUGGCUUCCCUGGACCCCGCGCGUCAAAGACCUCGAGGGGCGAAAAUCCAACAACAUGACCAUCUUCCUCGUCUACAGCGACCCCUUGACAGGCAGGGAGAUGAACAAAACCGGACCCGUCUUCACGCUACAAGCUGCACUCGGUACCGACACAUCCAGCUCGAGGCCCGACCUCCUCCCCAUUCUCCUACCCGUCAUCUUCAUCUCCCUCGCCAUUGCCACCGUCAUGCUGUGGCUCUACAUCAGACGUCACAGGCGCCAUGCCGCCGCUGCGGCCGCCGCAGAACAGCGCAAUCCCGCCUACGUCCCGGGCCACACCCGCGGCAUGUAUGGGCAAAAGGGUAGCGCGGAUAUCAUGCUAGGGCCGACAAGCCCUCCGCUAGGCGAGCCUCCGGGGAGGAAUGUUUUUCAGGACGAGCUCCGUAGACAGGAACGCGAGAGGAAGUGAUGGCGGUUGACAGCAAAGAAAGGGCUUUUGGGUAAUGCAAACACGUGCCCGGCGACGAAGAGACACCGCGAUCGGGCAUGAGGGCGAUCCGCUUGGUAACGACCUUCCGGCGAUGAUCGGUCCCACGAAUGAAGGAACGGACUAUACGACUACAUAUGAUGAAUCAAAACAGAUGAAAUACAUCCAAACCUCUCAACUACCCAUCCGCAUCGCCACUUGGCGCGCUUAAUGGCACGAUGUUGAAGUGGCCAAUGUCCCCCAGAGCUUCCCCGGGAAGCCAAUCAUGAAUAGUCUUUGGGAGACUUGGGGGCUCAGUCGGCUUGGCCGUAGCCCAGGUCGCCAACUUCCAUCUACUGGCA